Molecule: messenger RNA, 1320 nt
Organism: Notolabrus celidotus (New Zealand spotty)
Lineage: Eukaryota; Metazoa; Chordata; Actinopteri; Labriformes; Labridae
Gene: nmnat3
Product: nicotinamide nucleotide adenylyltransferase 3
Exons: 6
Coding region: 188-985 (265 amino acids)
Biological process (GO): NAD+ biosynthetic process
Cellular component (GO): mitochondrion
Molecular function (GO): nicotinate-nucleotide adenylyltransferase activity; nicotinamide-nucleotide adenylyltransferase activity
Source: RefSeq, a predicted model, not a curated record
GUCUUCAGAACGGAGGACUGUAAAGAGUGUAACACCGUUACCAAACAGCAACAAUGUGAAAAGGAGGACUGGAUUUUUGUGCCUUUUUAUCUUAACUCACAGAAUUCAUGUACACUACCAGUCAAAAGUUUGGAAACACCUUCUCAUUCAAGGGUUCUUCAACAGUGGUGUGGGUGGGUAAUCCAAGAUGGCCACUCACCGUGUUCCACUAGUUCUGCUAGCCUGCGGCUCCUUCAAUCCCAUCACCAACCAGCACAUGAGGCUGUUUGAGCUGGCCAGAGACCACAUGCACAGCACAGGCCAGUACCAGGUGGUGGGUGGCAUCGUGUCUCCAGUGAGUGACGGUUAUGGAAAGCAAGGCCUGGUUCUGGCUCAGCACAGAGUCGCUAUGGCGAAGCUGGCACUGCAGAGCUCAAACUGGGUCACAGUUGAUGAAUGGGAGAGCCAACAGCCAGACUGGACCGAGACUGUGGUCACCAUGAGGUAUCAUUAUGGACGAGUUCUAAACAAGUACAAAUGCAGCACAGGAAUGCAAGGUGACUUCAACGGCAAUGCCAAUCCCCUCUUAAGCCCACGUCCCCAGCUGAAGCUCCUGUGUGGAGCCGAUUUCCUUGACACCUUUAAGAUUCCAGACCUGUGGCGGGACGACCAUGUGGAGGAGGUCGUCGGGCGGUUCGGUCUUGUCAGCGUCAGUCGAGGGGGGCUUCAACCUGAGCGAGCCGUGCACGAGUCAGACACCCUCUCCCGCCACAGUCAAAACAUUUUCCUGGUGAGGGAGUGGGUGAGGAAUGAAACCAGCGCCACUGAGGUUCGGCGAGCUCUGAGACGCGGUCACAGCGUGAAAUACUUGAUCCCGGACUCUGUGAUGGAUUAUAUUCACCAGCACAACCUCUACACAGAGGACAGCGAGAGGAAAAAUCAGGGCACGGUUCUGAGGCCGCUCGUCAAGCAGGCACAACAGCCUGUGAAGAGUUUGGAUGACUGAGAGAUGGAAGGCUGGCCAUUAGAGGCCUUGGAGUGAGAAUUCCCUCACAGGGAGCUCUGUGCACUUCUGCAGUGAGAGAAAUAGUUUGCACAAUCUGCAAACAUCUAGAAAGAAACAACUCUUUGCCUAAAUGUGUUUUCACCUGUUUCCAGUAGAACACCUCUAUGCCGUGAAGUGGUUUAUUUUGAAUCAUACACAUCAAAAGUUGCAGAUCCUGAGCCUCAUCGUUGUGCCAGCGUAUGAAAAAACUGUUCUUUGAUAACGUUUUCAUCCUCUCUAGUUUUCAUAUAUAUUGCUGAGAAAAAGUUGAAAUAAAAACCUCCAUAUUUGGUGUA